Messenger RNA from Ogataea parapolymorpha DL-1, 882 nucleotides. RefSeq names its product Actin patches distal protein 1. The record is from RefSeq and is a predicted model, not a curated record. NCBI's taxonomy places the organism in Eukaryota, Fungi, Ascomycota, Pichiomycetes, Pichiales, Pichiaceae. The coding region runs from base 1 to 882 and encodes 293 amino acids. The transcript has a single exon.
AUGUUUGUGCUCAAGAAGUUUCUCAAUAGCUCCGACGCUACAGUUGAGGCAGUCUCUAAGAUUGUGCCGGUGUCAAAUGAACCUGCAACAUGCGAUGCUUCCGAGUGUCACACCCGUUACUCUGAAUCUUGUUUCAAACUCUCGCCCGCUGCUGUCGCAACGCCACUUUGGGAGAGUGCCAAAGCUCCUGAAUUGCAUGUUUUGGUAUCUACAGGGAAAACCGAUUGGAGCCACGAUGCGUUUGAUGCCCCGAACACUGUUUUGGCCAAAAUAUCGCAAACAGUCAAUGGCGCAAUAUCCAAAAAAUUCAAUAUCUCGACAAAGAUCAACACUACUUCCUUGGCCUUAAACACCAAUGAAUUCGAGGCUUACAGCAAACAGGAAAAAUGCGACGUGCUGCUCUUGCCAUAUUUCGUGUGGUGCAAGGGGAUUACCAUAGAAAACUGUGAAGAUGCUCUGACAGAGUUAAUUAGUACAUUUGUCAGUCAACAGCCACUUCCAGAAACAGUGCAUGGUUGCACUAUUGAGAAAGACCAGAGUAAGUCAUAUAUUUUGCUCUGUUCCCACCGUACAAGAGAUAAGAAGUGUGGCAUCACGGCUCCUAUCAUGAAGAAAGAAUUUGAUUCCCAGCUCCGUGAGCUGGAGCUAUACCGAGAUCCAGGAGAUGACAGACCUGGUGGGGUUCCAGUGAUCUUUGUGAACCAUGUUGGAGGCCACAAGUUUGCUGCUAAUGUGCUUAUUUAUAAUCGCGAGGGAGAAUUUGUGUGGUUUGCGCGGUGUACUCCUCUUAAUGUCAAGCCAAUUCUACAAGAAACCAUUGGCAAAGGAAAAGUAUUCCCGGAGCUGGUGAGAAAUGCACGCAAAUAUGCUGUCACAUGGUGA